Molecule: messenger RNA, 336 nt
Organism: Microthlaspi erraticum
Lineage: Eukaryota; Viridiplantae; Streptophyta; Magnoliopsida; Brassicales; Brassicaceae
Source: the annotation of a GenBank genome assembly
AUGGCGACUUCAGGGUUCAAGCAUUUGGUGGUUGUGAAGUUUAAGGAAGAUGCAAAGGUUGAUGAGAUCUUGAAGGGCUUGGAAAAUCUUGUUGCUCAAAUUGAUACUGUCAAAUCCUUUGAAUGGGGAGAAGAUAAAGAGAGUCACGACAUGCUAAGACAAGGAUUCACUCAUGCAUUCUCGAUGAACUUUGAGAACAAAGAUGCUUACGUUUCUUUCACAAGCCAUCCUCUUCACGUUGAGUUCUCAGCCGCUUUCACCGCCGCUAUCGACAAGAUCGUGCUCCUGGAUUUCACCGUCGCCGCCGUCAAAUCUCCCGUUGAAGCAGCAACAUGA